CGCGCGCUUCCGCCAGGGGGCGGUGCCUACCGCGCCUACCGCGGCGAGUCGGAGCCGUACGGGAGUGGAGCGGAGACGGCGGCAGGGAGCCGGGUCUUACUGGGAGGGACGCACGCUCGUCUCCACCCCGACCGAGUGCCCGUCGCGCCGGGCUCUGCGGACCAGGUGGCGACCGGUGGCCCCAGAUCUCUGUCCCUGCACUGCCUGAGGCCCCCGCCAUGGCCCAGCAGAGAGCCCUGCCGCAGAGCAAGGAGACACUGUUGCAGUCUUACAACAAGCGGCUCAAGGACGACAUCAAGUCCAUCAUGGACAACUUCACCGAGAUCAUCAAGACUGCCAAGAUCGAGGACGAGACUCAAGUGUCGAGGGCCACUCAGGGCGAGCAGGACAAUUACGAGAUGCACGUGCGAGCUGCCAACAUCGUCCGAGCCGGUGAGUCCCUGAUGAAACUGGUGUCCGACCUCAAGCAGUUUCUCAUCCUCAAUGACUUCCCAUCGGUGAACGAGGCCAUCGACCAGCGCAACCAGCAGCUGCGAGCCCUGCAGGAAGAGUGUGACCGGAAGCUCAUCGCCCUGCGGGAUGAGAUCUCCAUCGACCUGUACGAGCUGGAGGAGGAGUAUUACUCGUCCAGCUCAAGUCUUUGCGAAGCUAAUGACCUGCCUCUGUGCGAAGCUUACUGGAGGCUGGACCUCGACACAGACUCUGCUGAUGGCCUCUCAGCCCCUGUGCUGGCAUCCCCGGAGCCCAGCGCUGGCCCCCUGCAGGCUGCAGCCCCUGCCCACUCCCAUGCCACUGGCCCCGGCCCCACAGAGCACGCCUGAGCCUCCCAGGGUUCCUUCCCCUCCCCGCCACCCUAGGUUCUUAAGUCUGGGGUGGCCUCCUUGGGACCUUUAGCCCAGGGACAGCACCCCCCAGAGUGUUGGGGAAGAUACUGCCCUCAACCGUUUCCAAGGUAGCCCGUCCCUCGGAGAUGCCACCUCUGUUCACUGCCCACCUGGCCUGCUGGGCAGACGUUUCCUAGACAGUGUGUCCAGGCCAAUAGUGGGGCCGGAGGACGUCCUGCUAUGUACAAGCCACAGGGUGGCACUCGGUGGACAGUACUGGCCACGUCCACGCUCCACCCUCCGGUCCCCCGUGCAGGGAUGCACCUGCUGCUUUGUCCUGAGGGCCCCUGGUAGCGGACCGUCCUCGCAGGGUUGUGGUGGGGAGAGGGAUGCUGAGAGCAAGGGACCUUCCUCACUCUGCCACACACAUUCCGGUGGGUUCUGUAACAAGACAGUUGAAUAAAAACAGCACUGCCAUCU
This is a messenger RNA of Neofelis nebulosa (Clouded leopard), 1304 nucleotides long. RefSeq names its product mediator complex subunit 22 (gene MED22). Gene Ontology annotation, molecular function: transcription coregulator activity. The coding region runs from base 219 to 821 and encodes 200 amino acids. The transcript has 5 exons. Lineage: Eukaryota; Metazoa; Chordata; Mammalia; Carnivora; Felidae. Gene Ontology annotation, biological process: regulation of transcription by RNA polymerase II. The record is from RefSeq and is a predicted model, not a curated record. Gene Ontology annotation, cellular component: mediator complex.